GUUCCCUAACGUCAGUACACGAUCUUGGCCCUCCUUCAGCACAGCUUUUCCGGUCGACCAAUGCAAAGGGACGAAUAAAAAAAGCUUAAGUCGACCUGUGCGCGUGUGAGGCCGAUGCUAUGGGCAGAAGUCAAUGGCCUCUCCUCCUUGUGCUGACAGCGUGCGGAGUCGGUGGAGCAGAUCGGGAGACGAGGUGGGUCAAGGUCACACCUGAUCGGGUCAGAGGUCACCCCGACGAGCAUCAACUCGCCAGCAGUGCCAUGCAACUAAGGGCUGAUGGAAACACUCCAGUUCUUGAGUGCCCGGCCAGUAGCGUUCGGCAUGCCGUUUUAGACAAGGACAGUGAAGAAGCGUGCAAGCUACGAGGGGGACUGAAUCCAAAAUGUCCAGAUCUGUCUGGUCUCAUAGUCUUCCUCAACGAAACGCAGACCAAACAAAGUUUUACGGUGUUGGACGACGGAAAAAUCGAUGUGUAUCUGAAGGAAUCCAGGCUCGGAGACUUUAAACUGAUGUACAAAUGCUCUUCAUCCAACGAAAGCGUAUAUACCUUAAAACAAAUAGCCGUUGGGAAUCCACCUUCGGAUGUGGAGAACUUAACGUGUAUAUCUGCAAACUGGGAGUAUUUGAACUGUUCGUGGACGCAGCCAUUCAACCCUGCCCAAGAUAAUGAUUAUGGAGCUUUCCUCUACAACAGGACAUGGCAUUGCAACAACGGCGACGACCAGUGCGUUGCCACGACCGACAAUGGGUACAGGCCCGAGGACCCCUACCCUCCUUUGAUCUUCAUGACCGAGAACGUUCUUGGAGCCGCGAACUUCCCUCAUAUCAUUGACAACUGGGCUGCAAUGUUACCAAAACCUGCCGAAGACCUGGCGGCCGAAGAAAAGUCUCCCAUGAAGAUCUCAGUCACUUGGACGUCCCCUCCUCCCCUCAUGGACUUUCCUCCGGGGCUCUUCUACCGUUUAGAUAUUAGCGGUCUUAACCCAUCUUUUUCUACCGUGCCUAUAGUGGAGAAAUACAGUAACAGCAGCACCUGGGAAGUGGAGACUCGUAUACCAUACGCAUGGCUUACUUACGCGAUCAAGCUGAGACUCCGCUCCGGACGAAGGAACGCCACGACGGACGACCACUGGGAUGAUGGCUGGUCCUCCGGCGCCGUCAUCGGGAACGUCGAAGUAAAGCCAACAGCGCCGUGGGCAGCCCCAGAGGUGGGCAUCGGGACGUUUCGGGUGAACCGGAGCGAAGACUUGACACGCAUGGAUCUGACGGUGAUGUGGCGCCCUCUGCCCCGCCUGCUGCACAACGGCCCUGGCCUGCGCUAUGUGGUGAUGUGCUCGAAUUACAGCGAGAUUGUCAAUACAACAGAGCCAGUGGCAACCUUCUCAGACCUACCUACAAGUUCAUACAGGGUCACUAUACAGCCUGAGAAUACUGAAGGAAAAAGUAACGAAACGUCACAAAUAAUCAUCAGUGAGGAUUUUCCACCCGUUCCCGCCCUGUCUGUGGUCGUCUUCCACAGAACCACGGGGCAGUAUGAACUAAGAUGGGACGGAGAAAAUGACUACACUUACACAGUAUAUGUUUGCAUCAAUGACAGCUUCAACGAAGACUGCAAGGGGUUUCUAUAUUGGUUAAAUGUAGGAAACGCGUCAGCCGUGAACGUCACCCUGCAAGACCUGAACAUCACUCAACGCGCAUCGAAACCGCGCUUCGCUCUGUCGGCGGAGAACGCAGCGCGGGGAUCCAGCGGCAUGGCGUGGGAUAGGUGCUCCCACCCACAGGACUACGACAGCAACCCAAAACCACCUAUUAUCGAGAUUACUGAAACGGACGAGAGCAUAAUUUUGAACUGGAAACUGUCCUGUAUCAACCGCACAGGGGUAGUGGAGAAGGCCGAGGCUUCGUGGGGCCCAACGCAGCACAACUGCAAUUCGCACAUUUCAAGCGAAACACAGAUUCCGAAACACGAUUUGAAGUAUAACACCAACUAUACCAUAUGUCUUCGACUCCUGUACCGAAGCGGUUAUUCGGACUGGUCUACCAAGACAUACAGUAUGAAAAAAGGUCUGUUAGAAAAGAUGUGA
This is a messenger RNA of Penaeus indicus, 2084 nucleotides long. RefSeq names its product cytokine receptor-like. Bases 120 to 2084 code for a protein of 654 amino acids. The transcript is spliced from 14 exons. Gene Ontology annotation, molecular function: protein binding. NCBI's taxonomy places the organism in Eukaryota, Metazoa, Arthropoda, Malacostraca, Decapoda, Penaeidae. The record is from RefSeq and is a predicted model, not a curated record.